Molecule: messenger RNA, 1017 nt
Organism: Dreissena polymorpha
Lineage: Eukaryota; Metazoa; Mollusca; Bivalvia; Myida; Dreissenidae
Exons: 1
Coding region: 1-1017 (338 amino acids)
Source: RefSeq, a predicted model, not a curated record
AUGGAUAAUCCUUCAUCUGAAAGAGAUAAAAGGUUGAUGCGAAGGGAACAAUUGAAAUUAGAGAUUGAAAAUAAAGAGAGACAAAUUCAGAAGAGAACGAAGCUCGCGAGCAUUAAACAAAGAGACAAAGAGAUUGAAGAGGAAAAAUUAGCAGAAUUGCAAAAACAGAGAAUGAGAGUGGUUGAAAUGCGACACAAGACUCGACAAGAAAAAAAAGACCUACAAAAACGCAAAUGUGAAGAAAUCAGAAUAAAACGAGAAGACAAAGAGAUUGAAAGGCUGAAAGAAAAAAGAAGGCAGUUGGAAAGACAGAUUCUAGAAAUCGAAGAAUUUGAUGCGUUGGAAGAUGCUGAUGGUAGCAUGGAACAAGAAGGAGCAUGUGGUUAUGAUACACAGUUUAAGGACAUAAACACAGAUGAAUAUAAAAGAGAUGACGUGAAAUAUAAAGACAAUGCUAAAAUGAGCAGAUCUAUAAUAACGGUAGAUGAAUAUGGACAUAUAGAUGAUAUCAGUAGCAUCAGUAGGGGCAUUAGGUACCAUGAAAGUGAAUUGGAACGUUCAGAGACUUGUUCAGAGAGUACCACAGACACCGUUGACAAGGAGUUAAAAUUGCUGGACAGCAAAGCCAAGAAGCAUGUUGUAACUGAUCGUGGUGACAGGUUGAAAGUUCAGAGGAACUAUAAUGUCGACAAAUGUGAUGAUGAACUACUGAACAUAGAUGAUAAUCAUGAAAAUCAUAAUUAUAGAGGAAAUAGAAAAUUGAAAAUGUCACAUAGAAAGAAACAUGGCAAUGUGGAUCAAAUACACAGAUUGAGUUCUGAGGCCAGAAUUAAAAAGGAGGGAGAUACAUAUGUAACAGAUGAUGAUGACACGUACUCAGAUGACGAAUAUAGUAUUGAAAGUGAAGUAGUACAGCAAUUAAAGAAGGAGAUAAAAGACAUGAAACAGAGAGAAAUACAAAUGAUGGAUGAAAUUGAAAGUAGAAAUAAAGCGGAAAAAUUAAAAGUAGCUAAGUGA